CAGCGGCGGUAUAGGGGCUCUAUAUUCAGCAAUGGCGAUUCGACGGACUCCGCCACCGGCCGCCGUGAUCGCGGUGGCGCUGCUCGCCCUUGCUUCGAUAGCUGCCGCCGAGGUCUACUUCGAGGAGACAUUUGAAUAUGGAUGGGAGAACCGGUGGGUUAAAUCGGAUUGGAAGAAGGAUGAGAACAUGGCGGGUGACUGGAACUACACCUCUGGGAAGUGGAAUGGUGAUCCUGAUGAUAAAGGCAUCCAGACUGCUGAAGACUACAAGUUCUAUGCUAUUUCGGCGGAGUUCCCUGAGUUCAGCAGCAAAAAUAAGGCAUUGGUUUUGCAAUUUUCUGUCAAACAUGAGCAAAAAAUUGAGUGUGGGGGUGGAUAUGUGAAGCUACUCAGCGGUCAAGUUGAUCAGAAGAAUUUCAGCGGGGAGACCCCAUACAGCAUCAUGUUUGGGCCAGAUAUCUGUGGGUACACAACCAAAAAGGUUCAUGCUAUUCUUUCGCGCAAUGGGACGAACCACUUAAUUAAGAAGGAUGUACCAUGUGAGACGGAUCAGCUAACUCAUGUCUACACUCUGAUCAUCCGUCCGGAUGCUACAUACACCAUCCUUAUUGACAACGAGGAGAAGCAAUCUGGGAGUAUAUACAGUGAUUGGAAUAUUCUUCCGCCAAAGAAAAUAAGGGAUCCUAAUGCGACGAAGCCAGAAGAUUGGGAUGACAAGGAGUACAUUCCUGACCCUGAGGAUAAGAAACCGGAGGGGUAUGAUGACAUUCCCAAGGAAAUUCCCGAUCCUGAUGCAAAAAAGCCAGAAGACUGGAAUGAUGAAGAAGAUGGUGAAUGGACCGCCCCAACCAUCCCAAAUCCUGAAUACAAGGGACCCUGGAUGCCAAAGAAAAUUAAGAACCCUAAUUACAAGGGAAAGUGGAAGGCUCCAAUGAUUGACAACCCUGAUUUCAAGGAUGAUCCGGAUAUCUAUGCUUACUCCAACUUAAGGUACAUUGGCAUUGAGUUGUGGCAGGUGAAAGCGGGGUCUUUGUUUGACAACAUUCUGAUUUGCGAUGACCCUGAGUAUGCAAAGAAGUUUGCUGAAGAAACAUGGGGCAAGCAUAAGGAUGCUGAGAAAGCCGCAUUUGAUGAGGCUGAGAAAAAGAGGGAAGAGGAGGAAAACAAGGAUCUUGAUUCGGAUAUAGAUGAUGAUGAGGAAGUGGAUGACUCUGAAACUGAGGCAGAUGCGGAUGCUGACUCAGACAGCGACACGAAGUCUGAAUCAGAUGUGAAAGAGGAUAAAGAACAACCACAGGAGGAUAAAGAGAAGCCACAUGAGGAGAACGAAAAGCCACAUGACGAGCUUUAGAGAGAUGGAUGACGAGCUGUGCUGUCAUUUUUUGUUGCGGUUCGGAAUUACAGGCAAUUUGGGUGGUUUGGUUAACCGAGUUUAGUUUGUCUUAGGGAUCCUCUUCACCUGGAGAAUAUAACCGUUGGACCAUGUAACCUGGAACAUAAAUGAUCUGCUUUCUUGUUGCGCAUGAAAUUAUAAGAAAGGUUUAUUUUCUGAA
Phoenix dactylifera (date palm) is the source of this 1553-nucleotide messenger RNA. RefSeq names its product calreticulin-like. The record is from RefSeq and is a predicted model, not a curated record. Gene Ontology annotation, cellular component: endoplasmic reticulum; endoplasmic reticulum membrane. NCBI's taxonomy places the organism in Eukaryota, Viridiplantae, Streptophyta, Magnoliopsida, Arecales, Arecaceae. Gene Ontology annotation, biological process: ERAD pathway; protein folding. Gene Ontology annotation, molecular function: calcium ion binding.